Messenger RNA from Mercenaria mercenaria, 2541 nucleotides. RefSeq names its product N-acetylglucosamine-1-phosphotransferase subunits alpha/beta-like. The record is from RefSeq and is a predicted model, not a curated record. The coding region runs from base 63 to 1469 and encodes 468 amino acids. Lineage: Eukaryota; Metazoa; Mollusca; Bivalvia; Venerida; Veneridae. Gene Ontology annotation, molecular function: transferase activity, transferring phosphorus-containing groups. The transcript is spliced from 9 exons. Gene Ontology annotation, cellular component: Golgi apparatus.
AUUGAAGUAAUUUCUAUUAUAUGUAACUGAUUCAAUCGCUAUUGUAAAAACAAACAGCAAGUAUGGUUAGACUCAACAAAUGUUGUUAUUCUCGUAUAUUUAUUCGAAGGAUGUUUAUAGUACACAUGUGUUUGAGAAGGUUCCAUAACGCGUUAUUUGGUUUAUUAGUUGGAUUGUUUUGUUUAACCAUAUAUAACAAACAAUCAAAUUCCUGGGAUGCAAGAGAUAAUAGAGAGUUAUUAAGUGAAGAAAUCGACUCCCCAGAGUCCUACACCAGUGGCAGAAAAUUUCAGGAAUUAAAUGACAGGAUAGAUAUUUAUCAGAGUACCCAGCAACCAAAUUAUGAGGAGGAAGUCGAUAUGGUGUACACAUGGGUUAACGGUUCCGAUCCAGAAUUUAAACGGAACUUUGAACAACUAAUGAAGAAGGAGGCAAAGAGCAAAUCAGACAUUUUGGCGUUAAAUCGAUACAACGAUUGGGGAACACUAAAGUACUCUCUGAGAUCUGUCGAAAAAUUUCUACCAUGGAUAAGACAAAUCUUUAUAGUCACGAAUGGACAGAUUCCGUACUGGCUGGCAAUGAAUAAUCCAAAAAUCAGCGUCGUUGUGCAUGAAGAAAUCUUCGAAAACAAAUCACAUUUACCCGCGUUCACAUCCCCUGCGAUAGAAUGCCAUAUCCACAAGAUACAUGGACUCUCGAAAAGAUUCAUAUACAUGAAUGAUGAUAUAAUCUUUACUAAGAAAAUGCAGUUUUCUGAUUUUUAUACAGAAAAGGAAGGGCAUAAGCUUCGAUUUAUACAAGAAAGACUCGAACAUUGUAACGCAUUAUGUCCUGCUAACAACGUGAAUAAUGGUAUAUGUGAGGUAAACUGCACCACUGCCAGUUGUGAAUUUGACGGGGAUGACUGCAAACGAUUUAAGGAGCUACCUGAGUACCCCGGGACAGACAAAGAUUUUAUGUACGACAGCUGGGGUGGUUCUUUAAGACACACCCAUUUCUUAUUGAAUAAAGCGUUCGGCCCACAGGACAGAUAUAUACCGGAACAUGCUGCAAUUCUACUUGAUAAAGAUAUCUUUGGGGACUUGAUUAAAAGAUUUCGUGAAGAUUGGGAUAUAACGUCUUCUUCCAAGGUACGACAACAUUUGACUAUUCAACCGGAGUUCGCAUAUUAUAACUAUUUGAUAUUCCUAGGACAAUCUAGAGCAAAUGGGGUUAAAACAACGACAAUAUGGACAAAAAAGAAUGCUGAGAAGAUCGAUUUUAUUAUGGACAACAGAGGUCGAAUAGAACGUUUGAUGCAGUAUAAAUGGUGCAAGCGGGAGAUGCUACUUAAACAACCAAAAUUCCUGGUAUUUUCAGACCAUUUUAACCGCAUGUUAUACGACGCAGAGAAGAGUGAAAUACAGGACUCCCUCAAAAGAUUCUUACAAAACAUGUUUCCAAAGACGUCUGAAUUUGAGUUGAAAUAGAGUUUUGUCAAAAUCAAGUUAUACAUGUAUGUCAAGUUUUGGUAACUGGUCUGCCCGCCGCCCCAGUAUUUGUGAAUAAGUGUUGAUAAUCUUGUAAAGAACUUUAAAAUGUAUAGAAUUCGAUUGUAUAACCAAGGAUGAACAUGAGUGCGCAGUGUUACUUAAAGUGUACAUUGAUGUCAGAUGGACAAUGAAGUCAUGAUUAUCGAGUGUAAUUUCCAGUCAAACGUUUACACGCAUAUCUUGAACUGUGAACUUCACUAUUGAAUGCAUACUUCGGCCGUGAACUUCACCAUCUAAGGCAUACCUGGAGCGAUGAACUUCGCCACUAAAUUUCACUAAUGUUUCGGUUCGUGGCAUAAGAGUGUCCAUAAGGAGACUUCAGCGGCUUUGCUGAAUGUGAUCAACGGCUUUGCUGAAUGUGAUCAACGGCCAACGGCUUUGCUGAAUGUGACCAACGGCUUUGCUGAAUGUGAUGCAUAUAUUGCACCACCGAUCCCACUUUGAGCCAGUAGGCAUCUCUGUCCAUCAUUGCCACGGAUUUAAGUCAUAAAUGGUUAGCAUUGUCUGCACGAUAGUCCUUUAUGACUGAUGCUAUCUUCUUCCAACAUAUUCUCUUUAAAAUGAUGUAUCAAGCUAACAAAAUCAAGCCGUUUUGUCUAUGCACUUUUGUUCAGAGGCUUCAGAGAAUACAUAUUCUAAGGGUGUUUCUGACAUAAUUAGAUAACCACCCUUGUACGCUAAUUCUUUCAGACCAAUCUAAGAAAUUUUGCACUAGUUUGAUCGACGCGGGAAUGUUACAGUUUGAGAGUGCUGUUCUACUCAGGUUUACAACAUUUAUACUAACAGACUCUUCUGAUAUGGCUUUUAAGUUUUUGGUUAGACGUCUGGUACUUUAAAAGUAAAAAAUAAGUUUAAGGCAACUCAUAAGCAAUGGUUAUGUUGCCCUUUCAAAUCGAUACAAGUACUUCAGGUGUCUUCUUGCGUUACUCCUUGUCAAGGUUUUAAAUCUAUGUUGGAUAUUUUGACUAUUUCUAAUAUCAUUGCAUUUUGUGAUUAAAAAUAUAUAGAG